Paramecium tetraurelia is the source of this 262-nucleotide messenger RNA. RefSeq lists its product as uncharacterized. Gene Ontology annotation, molecular function: ATP:ADP antiporter activity. Gene Ontology annotation, cellular component: mitochondrial inner membrane. The record is from RefSeq and is a predicted model, not a curated record. NCBI's taxonomy places the organism in Eukaryota, Ciliophora, Oligohymenophorea, Peniculida, Parameciidae. Gene Ontology annotation, biological process: mitochondrial ATP transmembrane transport; mitochondrial ADP transmembrane transport. The transcript has 2 exons.
AUGCAAUCUGGAAGAGCAGAUGUUCUUUAUAAAAAUACACUUGAUUGUGCAGUCAAAAUUGCUAAGAAUGAAGGAACCAAAGCCUUCUUCAAAGGAGCCCUUUCAAAUUUCUUCAGAGGAAUCGGUGCAUCACUUGUCUUAGUCCUCUAUGAUGAAAUCUAAUAAUUUGUUGCCCCAGGAUCCAAAUCAUCAGGAGGUGAAUGAUCAAUUAUUAUUGUACAUUCAAUAUACAAUAUAACAAUAUAUAUUACCCACACACACA